Zea mays is the source of this 1214-nucleotide messenger RNA. RefSeq lists its product as uncharacterized. The transcript has a single exon. The record is from RefSeq and is marked predicted. Gene Ontology annotation, biological process: negative regulation of cell population proliferation. The coding region runs from base 481 to 876 and encodes 131 amino acids. Lineage: Eukaryota; Viridiplantae; Streptophyta; Magnoliopsida; Poales; Poaceae.
CUCAAUAGUUGCAGCAGCAGUCACAGGCCUACAGCCUACAGCUAGCUAGCACACACAAGGCCACCAUCUUCCCUCAGCUCAUUCCCCUUUCCUUUUUUUCCCCUCCCAUCAUCACGUGCAGGUACUCCAACCAGCAAUUUCAUCAAUUCCUCCUACUCUUGUUCCUCAUCUCCAUCUCUGCUGGUGUGGAGUUUCUACGUACCUCUCCAUUCCAUUGCAUUGCAUUGCAUUCCAUUGUUAUUCUUGAGUAGCUGAGUCACUCGAUCCAGCUAGUGACUGAGGCCACCGAGCGUGAGAGGGCAGGGAUGAGGAAGCGCUAGCUCUCAGUCCUUGAGUCUCUUCUCUCUUCUCUCUAUAUAAAUCUAGGCAGCAGGCAGCCACUGCACAUUCCCUCACCAACUCAGGCAGGCAGAGGCAGAGGCAGAGAGAGUUUGCCGCCGACACAGCCAUACAUAGAUACACCAGCCGGCCGGCAUCCGGAUGGAUUCGUCCUCGUCAGCCGGGGCCGGGGACGACAGGUGGAGGCUGUCCAAGAAGGGGCGGAGCAGAUCCGGCAGGCCGCACGCCAUGGACGCCGCCGCGGGGAGCGUGCUCAGCCGGAGCUACUCGGCCAGCGUGAGCAGCAGCAGGAGUACUGCAGCAGGCACCAGUACUGCAGCAGCCACAGGCAGCUCUGCCGCCGCCCCGUCUUCUCAGCAGCAGCAGCAACAACAACAAGCAGGCGCCGCCGCCUGCCCAGCGGAGUCGUCGUCGUCGUCGUCGUCGUCGUCGUCGCGGCUGUCCAAGAAGUGCGUGGAGGCGGUGAAGGAGCACCGCGCGCGCUUCUACAUCGUCCGGCGCUGCGUCUCCAUGCUCGUCUGCUGGCGCGACUACUAGCUAGCUAAGCUAAGCAACCCCGCCCUGCUCUGCCGAGCUAGCGUUCCUCGGACUCGGACCUAUAUAUCCACCUAGCUCCAUGCGUCCAUCCAUGGCCUUCUCUUCUUUCUGUAGCCCCACCCACUGCACUCUUCCUUGAAUCCGUGUAGCUGAUUUUGUUCCCCAUUUAUUUUGCUGCGUGUUGCUUGCUGUCAAUAGUUUCUGUAUGUACAUAAGUAAGUUAGCAAGAGGUGAACGAAAAGGGGCAUGGUGAAUUGGUGAUGGAUGAGCAGAUGACUCCUUCCUUCUCUUGCCACUGCUAAAGUAAAGAUCUAAUUUUUUUUGUUUUGUUUUGUGUU